Molecule: messenger RNA, 4361 nt
Organism: Scophthalmus maximus (turbot)
Lineage: Eukaryota; Metazoa; Chordata; Actinopteri; Pleuronectiformes; Scophthalmidae
Gene: ahi1
Product: Abelson helper integration site 1
Exons: 29
Coding region: 354-3986 (1210 amino acids)
Biological process (GO): motile cilium assembly
Cellular component (GO): ciliary basal body
Molecular function (GO): protein binding
Source: RefSeq, a predicted model, not a curated record
UAUUUUUAAGAUUUAAAAAAAACAAAACUUUUAGUUUAAUAUUCAAUAUUUAAACGACACAUCUACACUUUAUCUCCUAUGUACUGACAAAAUACAGAUUCUCCUCAGGUGAGCUGCGAGCUCCUUGACGAGUCGCGAGCAAUUCUCACAGAGGCUGGAGGCCAUGGCUGCAUCUUGAACAAAAGAAAAACACGGCACCUGUCUGCCUUCCCUGUGGUUGACUUGGUAACCGUCGCGGCGUCGCUGCUGGUGAAGUUGAGAGGACAACAGAAUCACUGCAGGACUGCGAGGGUGUGCUCCCUGGAUUAUUCCCUCUUUUGCAUUCAGGAUGAGAGACACCAGGGAGCCUGAGGAUGCCAGCAGGUGAGAGUGAAGGCCGCGCAAAGAGCCGGGAAAGAUUCAAUGAAGCCUUCAAGAAGUACACUGAGUCAGAGAAGAAAAAGGCGAAGAAGAAAAACACUGAAACCCAGGAGACCAUUGUGCUUCAGAAUCUGAAAAAGAAUCUCAGCCUCGGGAAGGACACAGAAGACGAUGAGACCAUCCUCCAGAACACGUAUAACCCUGAGCAGGGCAGUCCUCGCUACACCAAGAACAAAAGGAGGGAGAGGGAGACGGCUAAAAAGGUGAAUGUCAACAACAGUAGAAACCAAGAUGAGAUCGAAACAUCAAAUGCCAAGAGGAAGAGUAAGAGGGCGCUUCCCUCCCUCCCCAUACCGGAGGACAGCAGUUACGUCCAGAAGGAAACAGAUGGCGCCAAGUCUGAGAUUGCGUUUGAUCCAGAUGAUGUUGGUGGUGCAAAGGAAUCAAAGCGAAAAAGUAAAAAGGGUAAAAGCAAAGGAGAUACAGAGGCCAGAGCAGAGAUCCAGGCAGAGGGUGCUGAUGACAAGCUGAUAUACCAGCAGAAGAUCACACAAGAGGAAGAGAGGACUCCGAAAAAGACAAAGUCCAAGACAGACGAAGAGAGUGCCAUCUCCCAAAAUGUUAAACUGAACAACGACGUUGGGAAGAAGAAAAAGAAGAAGCUAAAGUCUGUAAUAACAGAGUCGGAUUUGGGGGAGCAGGAUGAAGGUGCAGACCAGGAGGCUGACGUGGAAAACGAAACAGAAUCCAAGAGAAAGAAGAAAAAGAAGAAGAAGAAUCAUGCUGUCAAAGAAGCGAGUGAUACUGAGGCAGACGUACAACAGAAACCAAUGUUCGAUGAAAGCCUUGUGCUGGGAGUGUAUGUUCACAGAACCGAUCGCCUCAAAACGGACCUGCUGAUCUCGCACCCAAUGGUGAAGAUCCACGUCGUUGACGAAAUCACCGGGCAGUAUGUGAAGAAAGAGGACUGCCACCGGCCAGUGUCCUCAUUUUACGAGCAAGAGAACGUUGACCACAUACUCCCCAUCAUGACUCAACCCUUUGACUUCAAGAAAAACAAAUCAAUCAUCCCCGAGUGGCAGGAGCAGAUCAUCUUCAACGAGCGCUUCGGUUACUUUGUGGAACAAAACGACGAGAGCCCCAGAGUCCUGCUUUUCUUUGAAAUCCUGGACUUCAUAACCAUGGAGGAAGCGAGAGCCAACCUUGACGUUGACAAGCACGAACGGGGAUUCAGGAAGAUUGCCUGGGCGUUCCUCAAGCUUGUCGGAACAAAUGGUGUGCUGAACAUCGACAGUAAACUUCGCCUCCAGCUCUUCUGUCCACCACCCCGGGCAAAGAGACAACCUAAGACAAUAGAGGUGAUUGAGUGGUGGAGGAAGUACCCGAGACACAAGUAUGCGUCAACGCUUUAUGUCACUGUGAAAGGCAUUAAACUCCCGGAGCAUGUGGACCCUAGUAUGCGCUCCAUGAUGGCACUGCAAGAGGAGAGAGGCAGCACCUCCUACAGUGAACUGCAGAACGAGGUCACCAAGAGAAGUCUGACGCAACCUCUUGACAGCAAGCAGCCCGCCCUGAGGUGGAGCCGGGUUCCCGGUCAGGGUUGUCGGAUUCCUAACAAGCCCAUGCUUGCAUUUCGUGGUGGUCAGAUGGGCUGCUUCACCGUGCUCUUCUCACAUGCCGGGACAGCACUGGCUGCUGCUUGUGCUGACAGAGAUGCUUUCCCUGUUGUGGUGUAUGAGAUUCCCUCUGGCAAGGUCUUGGCUGCCUUCAGUGGUCAUCUUAAAAUAGUCUACGAUCUCUGCUGGUCCACAGACGACCAGAGACUCUUGUCUGCCUCCUCCGAUGGAACUGUCAGAGAGUGGAAUGUGGAGGGGCUCCUGGGAACGGCCCAGAAGGUUCUCCCUCAUCCGUCCUUUGUGUACUGCGCUCGGUACCACCCCUCGGCCCAGAACCUGGUGGUGACCGGGGGCUACGACAGCCUGGUGCGAGUGUGGAGGCUCGACGUAGACGAUGUCAACGGCCAGCUGCUGCAGGAGUUUGAGGGUCACAACAGUUUCAUCAACACGGCUUGUUUUGACUCUGAAGGGAGGAGAAUGUUCUCCGCAGACAACACGGGACUCAUCGUCGUCUGGAAAACUUCAGUAAACGACGGCAGGCAGCCGUGUCAUCACUGGUGUAUCGAGAAGAAGGUUGAUGAGAGUGACCUCCGCGGUAUCCCCAUCAACAUGCUGCAGCUUCAUCCAAACGGCCGGUGCCUGCUCAUCCAUGCCAAAGACAGUGUCCUGAGGAUGAUGGACCUGAGAAUUCUGGCCGUCAAGAAGUACACCGGAGCCACAAACUACAGAGAGAGGAUUUACAGCACCUUCACACCGUGUGGGAACUUCAUCUUCUCCGGUAGCGAGGACGGGAUGGCGUAUGUUUGGAAUACAGACACGGGUGACCAAGUUGCAGUGUACUCUGAGCUCUGUUACCCCACGGCCCUCCACGGUCUGUCAUUCCACCCUCACGAGAACAUGGUGGCCUUCUGUGCCUUCGGUCAGAGCCAGCCCGUCCACGUCUACCUGUAUGACCGCAAAGUGUCCCAGUUGGAGGUGCACAACAUGACGGCAGCGAGCAGAUCAGCCUCUGUAGACACCAGAACUGUCAGGAACACACUGGAUUCCCCAGUGCUGCAUGACAGAUCUGCUGCCUCAGCCAUGGAUCAGUUUUCCCAAGCCGCGAGACUCGCACUGAAAAUGCAGUGCGUUAAGGAACAACUGGAUUCCGUGCUUGAGCCGCGAAGAUCUUCGACGUCCGGAUACAUUCAUGAGCAAGACGAAAUGGACAUUCACACGGGGAGAAGCUUGACGUCGGAUGCCGGCGCAAUGGGCUUAAAUGUCUCCUUGCCACCUGCGUCCCUCCUGUCGCCGCACUCCAGGCUGCAGCUCUCCGGUUCUCUGGCGGAGCAGCUUAUCCCCCAGGCAACGCUGAGCACCCAAAGUCGCAGAUUCACCCCGGUGGGUCAGCAUCUUAAAGGAGCCUCAUCCUUCACGCUGCAGUCGACACUUCCUGACCACAUUUCUUCAGGCGUUAAUGUGGAAAUAGAUCCUGCUCCUGUUCAACAAGUUGUCGUCUCACUCUACGACUACAGAGCAAACCGGUCCGACGAACUGACCAUACGUCGCGGCGAUGUCAUCCAAGUGCUGUACAAGGACAACGACAACUGGUGGUUUGGGCGCCUGGUCAACGGACAGCAGGGAUAUUUUCUUGCUUCUUACGUGGCUGAUCAGAGAGAUUUCGGUGAAGAGGCCACUCAGUCUGAAGAGGCACGCGCAGCCUUGUCUGAAGGGACUGUUGAGAGGUCGACACCAACCAGGGUAUCUGCUGCCAUUAGUUCUUCCGGGGAGCUUAGGUUUCUUUCUGAGCCGGCACUUUCCGACUCUGAACCUGAGCUGACUGAUGCCAAACCUAGAAGGAAAAAGAAGGUGAAAAAGACGAGAGUCCCCGCACUGUCAUCUCGGGCCACGUUCUCCGAUGCGGACGUUUCGGGGAUGACCAGCACCAGGAGGAGAGUUGGGUCCAUCAACAGACCUCUGCCAAAGAGACCGUCAGGCCGGACUAACAGUGCCUUUGAGCCUGAUACUUAAAACUCAUGGACACGUGAUUGUUUUUAACUUUCACACUUUUGAAAUGAAAAUGAAUCAUGAAAUGUCUUGAAUUUUAACAGUUCGACAUUUAUUUUAACAAUAUGAGGAGGUUCAGUAUGUUUAUAUUCUGUAUUGUACUUACAAAUCAAGGCAACGUCAAAUUUUGUUUGUAAAAAUGUCUUGCUAUCAAGAAUUGUACAAAUCUGAGAAUUCUUUUUUCAUGUUUUACAUUUGAAAAAGUGACUGAGACAAUAAUAAUGUACAUUUUUACUGCCAAUGUAAUACUGUAGUUCUAUUUUCUUAGCCUGUAAGAGAUUAACAGUUUAUAUACGUCAUUUCCUCACAACUAUGAAAAUACAGAUCAUUAAUUUCUGA